GCUGCGAGGAGGUGGCUACAUUGGUCUAUUGUAUUCCCUGGCUGGUGUUUUUUUGGUAAAUUUCUCACGACCUGAUAUCGAGAGAAAAAAGCAUGGCGGAUGAACAAGAAAUCAUGUGCAAAUUGGAAAGCAUUAAAGAGAUCAGGAAUAAGACCUGGCAGAUGGAGAAGAUCAAAGCCCGUUUGAAAGCUGAAUUUGAGGCCCUUGAGUCAGAAGAGAGACACCUGAAGGAAUACAAGCAGGAGAUGGACCUUCUACUACAGGAAAAGAUGGCCCAUGUGGAGGAACUCCGCCUGAUUCAUGCUGACAUCAAUGUGAUGGAGAACACAAUAAAACAGUCUGAGAAUGACCUAAACAAGCUGCUAGAGUCUACCCGACGACUGCAUGAUGAAUAUAAGCCACUGAAGGAACAUGUGGAUGCCCUACGCAUGACCCUGGGCCUACAGAGGCUCCCUGACCUGUGUGAAGAAGAAGAGAAGCUCUCCUUGGAUUACUUUGAGAAGCAGAAAGCAGAGUGGCAGACGGAACCUCAGGAGCCUCCCAUCCCUGAGUCCUUGGCCGCUGCAGCUGCAGCAGCUCAACAACUCCAGGUGGCUAGGAAGCAGGACACUCGGCAGACAGCUACUUUCAGACAGCAGCCUCCACCUAUGAAGGCCUGCUUGUCGUGUCAUCAACAAAUUCACCGAAAUGCACCCAUAUGCCCUCUGUGCAAAGCCAAGAGCCGGUCCCGGAACCCAAAAAAGCCAAAGCGGAAGCAAGAUGAAUGAAGAAAGGGCAAGCACAUGGAGCUCUACUACUAAUAACCUUGGCCGGAUUGAUUGAUGUCCUGAUGUGAAACAACUCUUUCCCACUCCCUCCAAGUCCCCUAUUUAAUGUGAUAGAAGCACAACCCCUCUGUCACUUACUUGCAUUUGUUUCUGCUUUGGGAUUUCUACUUUAAGAGAGUGGUGCUAAUGAUGUAUAUAAUUGUCCCUUUACUUCCAUUGUCAUCUUCUUCCUUUGUUUUGAGUAGAGGGAAGGGCAGAUGCUCCAGAUGUGACUUUUUGUCUCUUGUGCCAUAGGCCUUGGACCUAAGGUACUACAGAGUUUUAAGAGUGAGGGAGACCCAUUUAUUAGUUUAGAUGAAGGCCCCAGUGUGCCCAUCCAUUUAUCUUUGUCAUAGGCUCUGAAGGAACUUAUUGUUGGACUUCUCAACAGGCAUAGUGCAUAUAACUCCUCCAUCUUCACCUUAUCCUUAAGGUCUACAGGUAUCUUCAAAAAGUGCUUUUGAUAUUCACUUAGGAUUCCAGGCUGUAAUUCUAAAACCCUCCUCUUCCUGGUUCCUCUGAAAUAUGAAUGUUCUCAGGCACAGCUUUGUUUGUAGACUUUUCCCCCAUACCUCUAGUCAUUGCAAAUCAGUUGUAGAAGUUCCUUUGUGUGAAAUCAGGGAAUCAGAUCCACUCCAUAAUUUAUGCCUAGUUCAGCAGUUACUAGAGCUGAUGCCUUGCUCUAAGGACUGUCUUAAGCUGAGAGGGGACCUAGGUUGGCAUCUAUGUUGGCUUUUGUUACAUCAUUACUUUGACACCUGAUUAAUGUUAUAUUUUAGGAUGAGAAAAGUGGAUUAGGAUUCAAAUGAGUGCCAAUCAGUUACACAUGCACAUGAGUAGGAUUUCCUCUCCAUUCAUUUUGCUUCUUUAAGAUAAUCUCAGUUCAGGGCAGCUGGUAGCCCUCCUUAUUAUGUGGAUUGUAAAGAUGGUUUUAGUGUUGUACAUUUCCUUCCCAAAAGAAAGCUUCCCAAGCACUACAUCUCUGUUCUCUAUCAAAUCCAAGUCUCUAGCCAAGUUGCUCACAGGAGUGAAGCCUCGUUGGUAGAAAAAGUUUUAGCCCAAGAUCCUAGUUCCUGGCUGGGAAGGAGAGUAUGUUUGUUUCCCUUAACUACAGAUUUAAGUUGCCAUUGUGUUUGUUCACAAUAAAUAAACAUUUGUUCAUUGGAGUAAA
Echinops telfairi (small Madagascar hedgehog) is the source of this 1977-nucleotide messenger RNA. RefSeq names its product zinc finger C4H2-type containing (gene ZC4H2). The record is from RefSeq and is a predicted model, not a curated record. Lineage: Eukaryota; Metazoa; Chordata; Mammalia; Afrosoricida; Tenrecidae. Gene Ontology annotation, cellular component: nucleus. The coding region runs from base 93 to 767 and encodes 224 amino acids. Gene Ontology annotation, biological process: positive regulation of neuron differentiation. The transcript has 5 exons.